GUGCACAAUCACUUAUUAAGCCACUAUCAGUAGUAGCUACUAUUAAGCUAGCCUUCAAAUGCCAGCGAAAUAUUUCUGUCAGAAAGUCUCGCGCAGGAUCAACUGUAUCUCACGGUUCAUUACCUUGACCUUUUAAAUUACUUUUUGAGCUAUUACCCGAAGCGAUUAUAUAUUCUUCCUGGUUGUUGUGGUUCAUUUAACGUUCGCAAUAGUGUUGUUACACUGUAUCGUUGAUUGUAAAGGGUUAACGUUAGUAAGUUAUCGGGCAGUGGUAGUGCUGCAAGUUACCGACACUUCAUGUUUUGGGCCUUUAUGCCUACCUAUACGUCUACUGACAUGCGUGAACUUCGAAAUGAAAACAUCUUUUCUAUAUCUAUUAUAUAUUAGUCCCGAUUUGUUGUGUAAAGGUUAGGACUUUCGGUUCAUAUUAUGUGGGUUCGUCUUUAAAUGUCUUCUUGCGAGUAAGGAGUCAAAACGUGCCAGAACCUAUCCUACUGUAACCAAGAUUUUAUGUUUUGCUGCAAUUUACCAGUCAAUAAAUUCCAAUCAUUUUAACUCACUGCUGGUCCACACAACACAAGGUCCAGUUAAAGCUCCCCCUCCUUUUGUGCUCUUCACCGUGUGUGUGACUGAAAUAGCUUAACUGCACAAUGAACGGGGCCCACUUUGUGAAGACACUGUUUCGCCUGGGCUAUCCAGAAGCCUCUGCUCUGAAGCCCACUGAGUUUGACUGGAUGUCUGAUGACACCCCGGACACCCAGGAAUUCCUGCGCUUCUUCUGCAGUCUCGGAGCCCAGAAUGUUUUAUCUGACAAGGAAGAACAUUCGUACAGACUCCUGGUCGACUCUGGCAAGUCCAUACUGACUGAGCAGGAACUUGAGAAGUUGGAACGACCUAAGAAGUCAAGAGGCCUGGAGAUAAAUGAGGAAGAUGAUGUUGAUGAGGAGGUGGAUGUGGAGGAAGAUGCUGCUGCUGACGAGAGCCUUGAGGAACUCCAGCACGAACUGGAGAACCUGCGCAGACAGAAGCGCCUGAGGCAUCAGCGUCUGCUCCAGCUGCAGUGUAUAAGGCAGAGGUGCGCCGACAAUGCCGUGGCCCUGUGUGAGCUUGCUCAAGGCCAGGAGCAGGGCAAUGACGGAGGGCAGGGCGUGACCGUGGUCAAGGCUCUCACCAAGGAGAAUGUGACCACCAAUGUGGCGCUGCAGGACCUCCAGGGGGAGGUGAAGAGGCUGCAGAACCUCAUGUUUGCAGAAGGAGGUGCUGUGGAGUGGCAGCAGGAGUACUUGCAGAUGGAGCGCCACUCCCGGUGCUCGGUUGCCCUCCUCUCCCAGCUCCCCCUGGAACCGUACAUGCAGAAAGUGCAGCUCGCCCACCAGUGCAUUAUGGGUCACUACAAGAGGUGCCUUGCUACAGAUGCGUCCAUGUUGAAUGAGGAGGAGGAGGAGGAGGAGGAGGAGGAGGGUACCAGUGGGAAAGAGGUGGAUGAAGGAGAGGUGGAGAGGAACAGGAGAGAGCUGGCGAGGCUGCAGGCGGCUCUCUUGCUGAUUCAGGGACAGCUGGUGCAGGCGCGGGCAGAGGAGGCUGGAUCUCGGGCGGAAAAGGAGUGGCUGUCACAGCAAAGGGGCACAAAUACACAGCCUUUGCCCCCUGACCUCGACACCACCGCCGUCAUGCCCUCAGAUCGUUUCCUCGCUCUCCUUCGCUGCCGCGCCGAGCAGCUCUGCCUUGCCACGCUCCAGGCUGACGCAUGUGAGCAGGCCGUGAGUGUGCACCACCGCGCACGUCUGCAGGAGCACCUUUGGGGGGCGCUGCUGCACCAGCACGCCCAGCUGGAGUUGCUGCGGGCACUGCUGGGCACCGAGCGAGACGCACACGCCCGCACCCUCGCUCACACGGAGAGUGUCGCAGGGAUCCUGGGGGAUGAAGCUGCGCAGGCAGACGGCCAGGUCGAGGAGCUGAAGCGCCUGCAGGAGAGCGUGCCCAGGUCUCAGAGCGAGCCCACUGUCAGCGCUAAAGACCCCACCAUCAAGAGGUUGCUGCCAAUCCUGGAGGCUCCUGAGGAGAUGGCCGGCUGCUUUGACUGUUUGACAGAACUCACGGGCUUGAUCUCUGCUCAGGGGGCGGAGCUCAGUCAGCUGGGCGGAGCCGAGGGCAGGGCUGGGGCUGAGCUGCGGAGCCUGAUGAUUGGUCUUGAGAAGGACUGUGACACUCUGAGGCAGGCUGCUCUCUCGGAGGCGUGGCAGGUGCAGCGGUCUCCGCAGGGCGUAUCUGAAGCCUUGCAGAAAGUGGAGAAGCAGACUGCCUCCUUCUACAGGCAGCUGCAGGUGGUGUCUGCCGACCUCUCCUCCAAGCGCUCCCUGCUGAAGCACAGCGCCACUCUGAGGCGGGAGAGGGAACUGUAUGUGCUCUUCCACCUGGACCCUGCCCAGCUGAGCAGAGUGCUGGAGGACUGGGAGAGCAGCGAGUGAAACCAAAACUGACACAAUGCUGCACAAGAACAACACCUGAUCUCUUGAUGUUAUUCACUGGCACUUGUUUUGCUGGUCCACUCCCUAGCCUGUGCCUUAGCCCCCUAUAACCCCCCAUAGACUCACUGCCACAGAUGACAAUUGGUGAUGGCGGCAGUUGGAAUAUUCAGUUCCCUGGAAGUGGGAAAUCCCACAUUAGGUCCUUGUUUUCACCCAGUGGCUCUCACACACUUUAACGUCCUUUUUGUGUGUGUGUGUGUGUGUGUGUGUGUUUCUAAUACACUACCUCUCUCUCUUUAUAUAUGCUCUAUUUUUCCUAAUGCACUUUGUCCUUUGUGAUACUAACACACAUGUUACUUAUAUACUUUAUAUGCUACUUAUAUACUCUAAAUAUUAUGUUAUGCUUCAUUAUUGAAUGAGUGGAUGUUGGAUGGCAAUCCUUGAGGUCAUCCAAUCAUGUCCUCACUGUGGUUUGUUUUUGUGCAAUAGGUUGGUCGGAAGCGAAGGGGUGGGAAAGCACUUUAAAUGUCAGAAAAAUAAAAUGUUACAAGUAUG
Molecule: messenger RNA, 3023 nt
Organism: Clupea harengus (Atlantic herring)
Lineage: Eukaryota; Metazoa; Chordata; Actinopteri; Clupeiformes; Clupeidae
Gene: haus3
Product: HAUS augmin like complex subunit 3
Biological process (GO): microtubule organizing center organization; spindle assembly
Cellular component (GO): microtubule organizing center; mitotic spindle; HAUS complex
Source: RefSeq, a predicted model, not a curated record